This is a messenger RNA of Coregonus sp. 'balchen', 973 nucleotides long. The record is from the annotation of a GenBank genome assembly. Lineage: Eukaryota; Metazoa; Chordata; Actinopteri; Salmoniformes; Salmonidae.
AUGGUCAUUCACCAUCUACUCUUGAAAGAAAGUGCCAUGUCUCCAUUCCCUACCUCGAAAAAAAAUAUUUUCCCAAUCAGAAUAACUGACCUCCAGGUGACACCUAGCUAUCUCUUGAACCUAAUUGGUAGUAAUUCAAGUGAAAGUAACUUGCUUGGUAACAAAAAUGUGCUGCAAAUUCAGGGAGAACCUUUGUUGGCAUUCCAUAUUUGUCGCUGUCUAGUGUUUCAUCGCUGUCUAGAUGCAGGCUCCAUACAUGUGGCUCCACAGUCCUCCCCAGGUGUACUACCCACAGACAGGGACCGAUCCCAUUCUGGCCACCGAUCCCAUUCUGGCCCCCAGGCCCAGCGGGUGUCUGCCCAGUACAGUGCUACCUACUGGCUGCCUCAGCACCAGCUAUACCAAGACCAGCGUGCCGCACAGUGGAGGCCUGAGUCCUAUAGGGUGGCCAACCAGGCUGGGGUCCCCUGGUCCUACAGGCCCCAUCUCACAGGAGGAUCCAUGGAUGCUAGGAUGUACCCUAUUUUCUCCACAGCGCCCCAACAAGCCCCCACUGGCCUCCUCUCUCAGGCCAGAGCAGGUCCCUUCCAGGUAAACUCCAGCAGCCCUCUGUUACAGUUUCAGAGCUAUAGCCUCAGGGCUGCAAUAGUCUCCCAGGGCCGUCUGACCCAGAUCACCGGCCCCAGCCUGCCCCUGCAUGGGUUAGGGGACAUUUCCUUGCCUGCAGUCACCUCCCUGGAAGAGGCUAUGAAGAUCUUCCACUGAGCUGGAGGCUGAACCCAGCCAGCAGGCUGGGGCUGAGUGUUCCGGUACUACAGGGGAUGUUGUCCAGCCCAGCCCAGCACAGCAGGGUUCAGGCAGGAGUCAGUGUCCCUCCACCCUGGAUCACUCCCUGGACCAGGAGGACCUAGAGGCCUGCAUGCAGCGACUGCUGGAGGCCCAGGGAUCAGAGGGAACAUUUUCUGCACAUUAA